Molecule: messenger RNA, 1273 nt
Organism: Halteromyces radiatus
Lineage: Eukaryota; Fungi; Mucoromycota; Mucoromycetes; Mucorales; Cunninghamellaceae
Exons: 1
Coding region: 35-1222 (395 amino acids)
Molecular function (GO): protein binding
Source: RefSeq, a predicted model, not a curated record
CCGAUCCCCUUUCCUUUUUCUUGCCUUUGAUGCAAUGACGAAAUCCGCUGACGAUAGACUUCCACCAAGGAUUCUUUCGAAAAUCAUCAAUCACCUUCCUCCAUUGUCACUGUUCACCGCGUCACAAGUCAACCGUCGAUGGUCGCGUAUUGUCAAGGACCUGGGUGCUCUUCGGCUUGAUUUCCGAGCGUGUGGUCCUGAUGCCACCGUUAGUGACUAUAUGGAUAUCCUGAAAGCUCAACUCCAAAUAGUCAAUUGCCAAGGUAUUCAUUAUGUACUCGUUUACUCUCCACGGUCAUUAUCCUCCGUAGUAUUUGACCGAUUACAAGCUCUCUGUCCGAAUGUCGUCUAUUUUGAUUAUUACUGUACACCACCCUUGGAUGAUCCUCAACGUUAUCCUCCUCUCGCAAGAAAACCUCAUUUCUUUUCGCCGUCGCCCACGAGUCCUAAUGGUUGGAAACAUAUUCGUCAUCUUCCUUCGUGUCAUGGUGACAAAGGCUUUCAAUGGAUACCCUAUUAUGCUGAUCAACUGACCACACUUCAUGCUCACCCGACCGAUUUUGUCAAGGUAACACUUGUUGAGAAAAACUAUAUGUUGCUGACCACACCUGACCUGCCUUACCUGACAGAUUUGGUGCUAGACAUUCCUCACAAACUGGAUGAACGCGCCCUGCAUGAUAUUCACCAACAUUGUCCUCGCCUAACGACAUUGACAUUACGCCGCAUGCAAAUCAACUGUCAUUACCCGAACAAAGAAGGAUCGAAAUCCGUGCUGCAAUCACUGACACUUGAUCGUAUCACGCUUAGUUCUUUUCAUAACCUCCUGUACCUCACCUAUGCCUACCCUGAACUUCGCCGCCUUAUUGUCCGAUUGGAUUAUCAAAUCGUUCUUUCCUCUGCCGCCAAAGAUCCCAAGCAACUCAAUCAGAUCCGUAUUCAUUGGCUCAACAUGAUCAUCCGAUUACAUCGACUCAUUUGUUUAAAGGUGGUACUGGAAAAUUGGUAUUUUCAAGAUUCUCCCGUGUUGGAUGUAUGGCCUUGUACGGAACUGAUCCGAUGGUACAAAAGUACCAGCAAGAAGAAACUGACAUGCUUUGAAACAAGAUUUGGUGAUAUGUAUGUGGAUCUUAAAUGUCUAUUGAACCCUGAUCCUAGUGGAAAUCUGAAUAUCCCAUGGACAAAGACGAAUGCUGCUUUAAAAACCAAUGAUUGGCCUAUAUGAUAGUAUAUAUAUUAUGAAUUAUUUUUUAGUCAAUAAAAUGUUAUUUUCUUC